AUGGCAGCGCAGAGCAACCUAGAAAUUUACAUGGGUGGAUUUGCAAAGGUCCUUAACGAACAAUGGCAAGUCGAUCUACGGCUCAAAGCUGGGGGCAGUAAAAAGGGUGCAGCUAUCUCCGCCCACAAACUUGUUCUGGUCUCUAAUGUUUUUCCUCUCUUAUCUCUUGUUCAUUCAUCAUUCGACCUAAGAAACAAUUUCGGAAUAAUGCAUGUAGCGGCACGAUCAGAAGUGUUUAAGAAGAUGCUGGAACCAGUAACUCUCUCUGAGAUGAAACAAAAAGAGUUAGAGGCGUUCGUCGAGUUCAUCUACAGCAACCGAUCCGUGCUUUCUGCAAACGAGAAGAAACAUGUUCAAUCACUUUAUCUAGCAGCGGACAAAUAUCAGAUCCCGCAUUUACGGGAUCUAUGCAGAAACGAGCUUAUAUCAUCUCUUAACUCGUCGACUGCUCUUAACGUCUUGGAGCUUUCCUUGAUUCCUAUCGACAAAGCCCUCAACGACCCUGCUGCCAAAUUUAUCGUGAGGAAUCUGAAGACGAUCUGUAACUCUGUUGAGUUCAAGUUGUUCGUUGGCAGGAAUCCCGAUCUUAGCGUUGAGAUAAUGAAGGCUUCUCUGGCUAGGUUCUGGAAUGGUCAUCGUGUCUAG
This is a messenger RNA of Thlaspi arvense, 645 nucleotides long. The record is from the annotation of a GenBank genome assembly. NCBI's taxonomy places the organism in Eukaryota, Viridiplantae, Streptophyta, Magnoliopsida, Brassicales, Brassicaceae.